This is a messenger RNA of Zootoca vivipara (common lizard), 5026 nucleotides long. The record is from RefSeq and is a predicted model, not a curated record. Lineage: Eukaryota; Metazoa; Chordata; Lepidosauria; Squamata; Lacertidae.
UUCUGCGCCGCUUGGCAGGCUGAUUAUGGAAGAGGCUCACAAAAGCAGCAGUAACAAUUCAGCAACACCCCCACAAGCAGCAUCUUUACAAGGUACCACGCUACAAGCAGCUCAGCUUUCUCGUAUUUCCCAACAGGUAAAGAAAGCUAUCUAAGAUUUGGAAAAUGAUCUUACUUGGGCUGAAAAUCAUGUAUGUUUUGAGUGGCACAUUACCCCUGAGGACAUCUAGUGUGAACUCGUGUUAAAUGUACACAGUAACUCACUUCUGCUUGGGGCGCCGUAGAAGAUGGCUGAAAAUAACAUCUCUCGGGCUCCCACGGGGUAAUCAGAGGCUGUAAUAGGAGUAAGCAGCCUCCCGAAAUCUUCCUGGGGGGUACAGGAAUACGCAGUCUCAUCCGCAGAUGCCCAUCAACCAGCUUCAACUUCGGAAGGAAGGAGGGGCUGGGGGCACUGGAUGGAAAGCCCCCGUGGGAGUCUGGAUCUCCUGGACGCUGAUUCUACGAGCGAACCAGGCUCCAUGGCUUAAGAGAAAAAUUGGAUAUAAGUUGUGGACAUGCUUCAGACGAGGAAGGAAGAUUUAUUCUGCUAAGCUCAGCCACUGAGAAAAUAAAGGAUAACGGGAAUGUUUACAUCAGAGCAAGAAAUGAUGUCCCUUAGAGGUCAAACUCCACUGACAGUGGUUCAGCUCUCUGGGGAUCAAGUCCAGGGAGUCAUUCAUACAGCUCAAACCUCAUCUGUCAUUCACUCACCACAAGGGCAAUCAGUGCAGGUGUCUUUGUCAGAGAGUGACGAUUCACAAGAUUCCUCAGAUAGCAUAGGCUCUUCACAGAAAGCCAGAGGAAUCCUAGCACGCCGUCCAUCUUAUAGAAAAAUCUUCAAUGAUCUUUCUUCUGAAGACGCACGAGACAGGAAAGGAGAUGAAGCAAGUCCUGGUAUCUCUACUAUCACAUCAAUGUCUGUCCCUACGCCCGUUUACCAAACAAGCACUGGACAAUAUAUUGCCAUUGCUCCAAAUGGACCAUUACAGCUGAGCAGCCCGGCAACAGAGUGUGUGCAGGGUUUGCAGACCUUUACAAAUGCUGGUGGGACUCCGCUAUUACAGUAUGUACAGACAUCUGAUGGUCAGCAGAUACUUGUGCCAAGCAACCAGGUGGUAGUGCAGACUGCAUCAGGAGACAUGCAGACAUACCAGAUACGCAGCACACCAACCACCACUUCCCUCCCCCAGACGGUUGUGAUGACAGCUCCUGUCUCCUUGACAUCUCAGUCAACCAAGACGGAUGAUCCACAGUUGAAACGUGAAAUACGGCUGAUGAAAAACAGAGAAGCAGCUCGAGAAUGCCGUAGAAAGAAGAAAGAAUAUGUUAAAUGUCUUGAAAAUCGAGUUGCUGUUCUUGAAAACCAGAACAAAACUCUAAUUGAAGAACUAAAAACUUUGAAAGAUCUUUACUGCCAUAAAAAUGUGUAAAAGGAGAAAAAACACCUUUUGGGGAACAUAAGAAUUUCAGAAGGAAUUUUAUAUUAAUUUUUUUAAUUAAAGGUCAAAAAUGAAUCUCUUCUAUCCAAAUUCCACAAAGACUUCAGAUUCUGUUUAGAACCUUUGAUGGCAGAGUACAAAAAGGAAGCAUGAAAACUCGUGAAGAGUUCUGCUGGCACAACUGGAAUCUUCAUUUCAAUCAGGAUUAAGUGGGACUUGUACAUUCUGUCAAUCAAGAUGUUUGAAUUUCUUGUGCUACAGCUGAAUUUUUUUAAUGCCUGUGGCAUUUGAUUGCCAUUAUGCAGAAGAGCUGAAUCUUUUGCUUUCGGGUGUUAAUGCCUCUUAACGUAGCUAGCAUAGGUUCAAUUUAUUAAAUCUGAUAAUUAUUUUUUUUCUGCUCCCUUCACAGGCUAAGGAUCUUCACCACAUAGUGAAAGUGCAGCUAGCAGUAGGUUCUGCCCUUGGUCCAGUCCAUGUGUUGAAAUGCACAACUAUAGUAAGGAUCCGUAUGUGCCCGUGUGUGCAGCACUCACCUGUGAUUGGAAGGCCUACUUUUCCAGGGUUCCCAGUUGAGUGAAGACCUGCCACAAUUUUUAUUCCAACAUAUGGGGAUCAAAACCUGUUGCAGCCCACCAACAGGGAGAAGAAUCCUAAGAAAGCUGUCACAGUUCAUUGUACGUACAAUACAUUUGCUUCAAGUUGUCAAUUCUAAUCUCUGUGUUGAGAAGAUAUACACACUACUUUGCUAGAAAUUGCAUUUGCUUUUAGCAGGCAAGCAACUUUUUUUAAAAAAAGGGUGCUCUGUCUUACGAUGUGGUCAUAAGACUCCGUGAGGAGUAAAUAACAUAUAUCACGGUCUUGUUUGCAUGUCACAAUAAUCCAGUGUGGCUUCUUCCCAUUGUAUGGAGCUCAGGCAGGUCAAAUAAGCCACAGAACAGCUUGUCAUAUCGUCUAAACCUGCAGAGUGGUGGGAUGUAUUCAAACUGAAAGAUUGGAUUAUUGUGCCAUGAAAACCAGACCCACAUAUCAUUGCUUAUACAGAUGCUCUGAAAUGUUUAAUGCAAGAAAACAAAUGUUGCAGAAAAUAUUUUCAAAGGGCUUGUGUGUGUGUAUGUCACUGGGUAGAAAAAACAACAUCAUCUUGAGAUAAACAGAAAUGAUUGUUUCUAGUGAAUAGGCAUCACAUAUUCUGUUUGAAUAUACUUAUUUUGCUUGUAUAGAAGCAUUAAACAAACUCCAAAUUCCCUUGUCUCAGUUCAAAGCACAAAGCUAAAAUUAUAUACCAAAGGUAAAAUCUAGUAUGUUUAUAUAUGUUAAAGCACUCAAUUACAAAACUGAAUUUGUGAACCUGACAGUGACUUCUUAAAGCAAUUCCAAUUUUAUAAGUAAUCCAGUUGACAUAGACAAAAGGUAUAUUUUUGUAGUUGAAGUGUUACCUUUGCAAAUUCUAUAAUUGAGUUUAUAUGGAUAUUUUAAAUUUUUAUAAAGUUUCAAUAAACAGAUAUUUUCCCUCUUAGAUUAUCAAUUCUAUAUUUUUAUGAGAUGCUCAAGAAAACUAGAACCUAUUUCUAUAUAUUUCAUUAGGCAAAUUAAAUUUAACAAAAAUUGCUGAAGAUAUUUUUGAGAAAAUAGUUUAGUAUUCACAGAAGAUACAUUCAUUUAUAAUUCACUUUAAAGAUGCUGUCAGGGAUAAUAGUGUCAUUUUGGUUCUUGUUCUCAAGGAGUGUUAAAGUAUCUUUUAAUGAACUAAUUAAUUAACACAAGCAAUGUAGCCUUACUCUAGUUAAUUUUGAUUCAUUCCAGUUCAAUUUGAUUCAUUUCAAUUCAUUUCAUUCCUUUGAAAUGUUGCCACUAAAUGCAUUAGAGAGAGAAAAUAUAUCUAUUGCCAUUAUGGCACAGCAUUCCACACACUGUCCCAUUAACUCAUCCCCCCCCCCCGAUACUUGGUGGCUCUGGGGACCUCCCAGACAUGCCGAAAAAUAUUUGCUCAUAAACAUUUUUAGGACUCUUCCCCCUUCAAGAAUUGAGAAUAACUCUCACUCUCUGAGAGAUGCAAAAAUUUGAGCCUUUUCUUUGUAUGUAGGUAGGGGGGAAUUGUAACUAAGGCUCACAGUGCAAGCCUCGCCUUGGAGGCAAACAACCCCCAACUUUAAUUUCUAAUCCCUGAACCCAAUAUGCUGUUAUUAUUGUUUCCGAUAUCUUUGGAGCUAAAUUAAUGGGUAAUAAUGAGGAAUAUUUAUGGUUUAAAGUAUCCUGGAAAAGGAGUGAUACUAGGGUCUGGAAAUGCACACCCUGAGAAGCACAUAUGGUUUCCAUUAUCCCCCUUCUAACCUCUCUAAUACACCACAGGGAGGGAGAGCUAAAUAUAGACCCUCUACUACUCAGGCUCAGAACUAGGCAAGCAUCUUCUAUUUUACCUAGUACUUUUAAAGCUCAGCAGCCUGCACUGUAGGGCUGUUGUAGCAGCACAACAGAAUGCUGAGAUUCAAGACUCAUUUAGAACCAGAGCUCAGCAGUCUUAUUCUAAUGGGAGUAUUUGCGAAAUUUCUCAGCACCACAACCUGUACUGCUGAAAAGGGGAAUUACUGUGGAACUAUAGUAGACCCUGAUUUUACCCACACCCUCUAAAAAAGAAACUAUUGUCCUUUAAAAAAACAAAGUUGCAUUUGGAUAUUAAAUCAAAUAACGAAAUGCACCCUAAAUGAAAGGAAUGUGAAAUGUGGAAUAUUCAUGCAUAACCCAGCAAGUCUCCUGACUUUUGCACAUGCAAAAGCUUUGCUUUCUAACAUAACCUCCAUUCCAAAUGUCAAUCUAUUUUUGAAAAUCCCAUUUCAACUGUGGGUUAUAUGUUUUGUGUGGAGGCAGACGAGGGCUGGUCAGUGCCUUCCUCUGGAUUGCAACCAACAAAAGUACUGUGUGGUAUAAGUAUUUCACAACCUGGCCUGGAAUCUUCUAGCUAUUUGUGUACACUUAAUUUCUUGUGUGUGAGUUUCAGAGGAUUCAAACUUUCAGGUGUGCUGCAUCAUUUUAGCAUGAUACUAAAUUAUAUUUUGCUUCUAUGACAAAAGUGUGAUCUGCAAGGUUUCCCAUACAUCUCAAGUAUAUGUAUAUUUAAUAGUAACAAAAUAUUUUGCUGUUCAAAUGUUAUUAAAAGAGCAUUUGUUUAUAAUUAUUACUAUUAUUUCAGAGCAAGAACAGGGGAGGUCGUGGUGUUUGAUUUAAGAGCAAAAUGCAGGUUGAUAACCUGUUAAUGUGCACUAUUAUUUUGAAAAGAGGAACCAUAACCAUGUAUAUCAUCACAGAAGUACAGUCAUCAAUAUCAUUUUCAGUCAUUAUUUAAAGAGGCAUAUUUGUGCUAUUUGCCAACCUAUCUUCUGGUCAUCAUAAAGCUGGGUUGUGAGUACAGGCAAUAUAACAAUUAUUGAUGAUCCUAACUAUCCUCAAACUUAGCAGCUUUGCUUAAAACAUUUGUAAAUAUUUUUUUUAAAAAAACAUAGGUGGCUGUACCCCUUGACUUCAGUAAUAAAGACCUUGAAAUGCUGUUUCAAA